UUUGGUGAUAAAUUUUUUGAUAUUUUGAGACAUGGAUAAUAAGGAAUCUAGUCAAAAAAUAAGUUCAGAGUCUGAAACCUCUGAUGAAGAAGAAAUCUCUGGUGACUAUGGUAAUGAGAAUGAAGAUGAAAACGUAUUACUAAUAAACACUAAUGUCCCACAUGGUGUUUAUGAUGUAAUAAGUUUUAGUAGAGAAAGUUAUAGUGAAAGACAUGGGGGCAUUUUUUCUUCUAUUUUUACAUUAAUUUCAACUAUGAUUGGAGGUGGACUGUUGUCUUUACCGUAUGCAUUUCAGCAAGGUGGUUUUAUUGUUGCGACAUGUGUUUUGUUGUUUGUGUUAAUUUCGUCAACUUAUUCAGCAUUUCUGAUUAUAAACAGUAAAAAGUAUUGCUUUGGAAGGGUUAAAAACAUAGAAGAUGUGGCAAAGGUUGCUUUUGGAAGAUUUGGAGAGGUUGCUGUGCAAACACUUUUAUUUCUCGUUUUAUACUUAUGCUCAGUAGCAUAUUUUAUUUUAAUGACAGAUCAGAUUGAACCACUAAUUCAAUUGAUAGUUGGAAAUAAAAGUUUGUGGACUAAAAAACUUGUUUUGUUAUCUAUCUGUGCAGCUAUUGUAUUUCCUAUUUCACUGUUUAAAAAUCUAUCUGCAUUGAAAUAUACUUCUAUGCUGAGUGUAAUUUGUGGUUUGCUAAUAUGUGUAUCUGUUACAUAUCGAUCAUUAUCUGAAGGUAUUGGUGGUGCUUUUAACAAUGUUAAUAACCCAAUAAAACUGACACCAAAAUCAUUUCGAGAAUUUUUUACAUGCAUUUCAAUAUCAGAGCUUACAUUUUCAUGUCAUUUCAAUAUUCUUCCCAUGCACAGCGAACUUCGUCAUCAAACAAGAAGAAACAAACGAUUGAUUUUGUUUAUAUCUAUGGGUCUGACAUAUCUUGUUAAUUUUUUAGUCAGUUUUUUUGCCUAUUUUCAGUUUCGCAAGUCAACAGAACAAGAUUUUACCAAGAAUUAUCCACAUAAUGAUAAUAUCAUAAAUGUUGGUCGAGUUGCGUUAUGUCUUGUACUUUUAUUAGGCUACCCACUAUUAAUUGUACCUUGUCGUCUGACAUUAAAUAAGAUUAUUUGGCAUGGAAAUCUUUCUGCAUCAAGAUUUAUUUUUAUUAUUUCAAAUGAAAGAUUAAGUGGUCCAAAUAAAGUUGUAUGGUUCUUGGAAACAGUUUUGAUUGUUGGAACUAGUUACAUUCUUGCUUAUUUUGUUCCUCAGGUAAACAUGAUAUGGGGCUUUGUUGGUUCAGUCGGAUGUACAACACUCAUAUAUAUAAUUCCUCCUGCAUUUUAUCUUCGAAUACGUAAACAUCCUGAACAACCUGAUUUUAAAAAAGUUUCGGCUUUCUUAUUACUUGUGUUUGGAGUAAUAUUGCUUGGUAUUGGUCUUUAUCAAUCAUUUAUGAAUGUAUUUGUACCAGUUAAAUAAUAGAUUUUAGCGAUAAUUUAACAUUUAAUUUCGAAUUUACGUAAAUAUAUAUAUAUUUUUGUAUUUUUGAAGAUAGUUAGUGACUAUAUUUUUUUC
This is a messenger RNA of Hydra vulgaris (swiftwater hydra), 1561 nucleotides long. Its product is annotated as sodium-coupled neutral amino acid transporter 5. Lineage: Eukaryota; Metazoa; Cnidaria; Hydrozoa; Anthoathecata; Hydridae. Gene Ontology annotation, molecular function: L-amino acid transmembrane transporter activity. The record is from RefSeq and is a predicted model, not a curated record. Gene Ontology annotation, biological process: amino acid transmembrane transport.